Messenger RNA from Folsomia candida, 3622 nucleotides. RefSeq lists its product as uncharacterized. NCBI's taxonomy places the organism in Eukaryota, Metazoa, Arthropoda, Collembola, Entomobryomorpha, Isotomidae. The coding region runs from base 972 to 3119 and encodes 715 amino acids. The record is from RefSeq and is a predicted model, not a curated record. The transcript is spliced from 8 exons.
AAGAUGAAGGAACGAACAAUGCAAUCGUAUCCUAAUUUAGUUCGGCGUCUGUCUUUAAACUAAAGUGAGAUAUAUUUUAAGCAUCACUUCUUCUGACAAUAAAUACCUUGGUUUCGGUGGGUAAGGCAAGGCAGUGAUGGUCGUGGUGGUGGCAAAUGUCCUGUUAUCUCUUCUACCAGCCUACGAACCCACUUUAAAAUUAGUUCAGAUUUAGAUUAACGAGAGCCUUUUUGGAGGUGUGUGUGGGGCAUAUGGGAUUUGGCCUAACUGGUCACAAAGCAAAAAGACAAGGGUUUUGGUUCCUAUGCAUGGUUGAGUACCUGAACAUCUUCAUUCAUCAGAUUUUACUUGGUGAGACGAGCAGUUUAGUGAGAAGAACGAUUUAGGAAGCUUCUUACGUACGUAGUUUAGUUGGCUUAAAGAAGUUGCAUUGGGUAUGCAUUUAACAACAAAGUUGCUUAUUUUAUGUAUUUAGUUGUUGGUGUAGUUAUUUAGUUGUGAUGGUGUCGUGGUUGUGGUAGGAUUGGUAUUUGGUAGCGUUCCGUCUGGUACGAUCUGGUAUUGUAGUCUGCAAACUCUGUAUAAUCCGCAUUCCUGAGGAGAAGAAGACGAAGAAGCAGGAAUUAAUCUAGUCUCAUCGUAUAACAAUCUACGCAUUAAGUUAUGCAUGCAAAAGUGUGGAUUAUUUUUUUAUUCGUGGUAUUGAUUUGUGUUUAUCGUUAGUAAUGAAGUGAAAUUUAAGUGGGGUUUGUUAUGUGAGUCGCAAUUUUUGGUGCGGGUCGUGAAUUUUUGUGGAUUUAUGUGUAACCAAAAAUUUGGAGAAUUUGAAAUGGUGGACUGUUGAUCAGAUGGAUUUUUAACACAAAUAAACGGAGAAAAUUCUGAAAUUUUAAUUUUACAACAAAAGUGCAUGCAUCCCAGCCUCAAAUAUAAAUUAUCUGAUCAUUAAUCCUCAUGCUACACAAAGAAAAAUGGACCAUCACGAAUCAUCGUUAUCAUCGUCGCCCUUAUCACUGCGAAAGAAACGUCGUGAAUUUUCCAAGUGUAAAUCCUUCUCCGCAGCGCCCUUCAUUUUGUACCGGAGCACAAAAUAUUCCAGUCUUCGGAGCAGAAUUUUUGAUUACGUGACCAGUGCGAGGACUUAUUUGAGUGGGCGAUAUCCUAAAUUGAGGUCACUCUUGGGGACGACCCUGCUGUACCACGUGGCGGUAGGAAUUCUCCUCCCCCUCGUCUGCCUGCCCAUCUUACUAGUCUCAUUUUGUGUAAUACAGCUCUAUCGAAAAGUGAGGAUAUCCCUAGUCAAAAAAUACUAUCCGGAAGUAAGAAUUUGUGAUGAUUUUAAUGCAAGGAAAUCUCCAUCCUUCGGAAUAGAAUCGGAUUUCGUGACCUCGCUAAUUUGGGUGAAGGGCGACAGUCUGGACGUGGAAGGGAUAAGAUCUGGUCUUACAGCGAGAAUCCAGGCACCCUCCUCCCCACUCAACCUUCUCGGAAGGGUGCUCAGCUCGCGGCUUCGCGUCCUAGUUUGGGAACAAGAAAGCAGUUCUCGUACCGAGUUCAACAUUUCGAAUCACGUGGCACUGACAGACUCAAAAUUUCACGGAAUUCGGAUAACCGACGACCCCGUGCGAGAACUUGGCGGGGGAUCGGUGCUUCAGAAAUAUGUCAGUGAAAUAGUGUCGUCUCCUUUGAAGGGGUCCGUGCCCCCGUGGGGAGUAAACCUCGUCCAGUUAUCGAGUCGGGAGAAUCCGGGGAUCAUGACGACCCUGAUUGUGCUCCGGUUUCAUAGACUCCUCCUCAAGGAAAGGGCCAUCGUGGCAAUGUUCUUGAGCAGUUUGGGACAAAAAGGGGCCCUACUGGAAGUGGAGCAGGCAGGAAGUGGUACUUUCAUCCCGUGCGAGCUGGAAGGUGGGAUGGGAUAUAGGGAAGAGGAGAAUAAAUGUUGGAAAGAUAAGAGCAGAUUGUUCUGGAUGUCCAUGGCGCAGGGUAUCGAAUCAUUCCUGAUCAACUGUGAAAAUUGGAUAACGCUGAGAACACGUCAAGCCGAAUUUAAUUCUCGCCUCGCCCUCGGAAAACUAGUCCUCUUCGAACUAUCUGAUACCAUGAUGCGUAAAAGUGCUCAGAUUUCAAAAAUUUUAGACAUUACGAAAAAACUUUGUUCCAAUUUGUGGCAAAUUUUUCGUGCAAUUUUAUACAUCCCAAGCAUCGUGGUUAAAAUCUAUGUCGCUAAUCGUUCCCCAAAUCGGAUCGGACUUUACUAUAAGACGACAAAAAGUGGAGAAAUGUGUAACAGCGUGUCGUGGUCGAGACAGCUUUCGGUCCAGUUUUUACACGAAAUUAGCAACAAGAUAAUUUCUGAUGGGAACGUCGAGGGGACGGAAAGUUCUAUAUUUCUCACCGCUGUUUCGUUAGCAUUGAAAGAUUAUUAUCUCGAGAAUUGUAUCCCAAACCCGGUCACGAUUGGUGCCACGGUUUCUUCCGCUUCAAACACGUCUUACUCAACUGGGCAGAAACUUGUUGAGUUACCGACGCGAUUGUGCGAUAUUCCGAAAGAGCUCAAAAAUUUGGCCCAACAAGUCGACACUUUCACUGCCUGGAAGCAACUCGCGCUAUCCUAUUUGGUCAAGUUUUCUUCCGCCGUGCUCCCCCAAUCUGUAGCUUAUUCACUAGUCGAGAAAAAAUUGGGGAAUUAUUACCCCAUCCAUGUCACUCUGGUCGACACGCAGUCAUCCUUUCCAAACCUAACGUUUUGGGGACAUCCCGUUAAAGAGUUUACCUUUUGGAAACAUCCACAAUCAAAUUUGUGUAUUUCCAUCACUCUGAUAAAAUACGGGGGUAAUUUCCGCCUCUGUGUCUCGUCCCCCAUGAAAUCCGUGGAUCACUUCAUUUCUCGAAGAUUCCCACAAUAUCUGAACCAGAUCGCCGAGUCAGUGGGGGUUGAUCGGGGGAAGAUUCCGUACUCGAAAAAAUCGUCACCCCUCUCCUCAAACGCGUCUAGUCGUGGGGAUGACGAUGAAAAUCAAAUCGACGACGACGGCUCCGUCUUUGUCACGCCAAAUUGCACCAAAAUUGGGGGGACCAGAUUCGUUAGGAGAGUUAAUAGCUGUCAAAAUCUGAGAUGAUGAUGGUCGUAAAUUUUAAAUGGGAAACUUUCGCAUGUAGAUUUGUAGCGCGUGAAGCACGUUAAAUAUGGAUUUAUGAAGAGCUAUAAAAUAUUUGCAUAAUAUGCAAAUGAUGCUAUAUAUUAUACAGCAUUACGAUAUUUCUAAUGAAAAUUUUGUAAUAUGCAAAUCGUGCCGGAUUAGUAAUUGUAAAGAUGAAGUUUGAUAAUACUACUGAACUCACCGAACUGACCUACAUAAACUGUUAACAAUUGUGAUCUGAGCUAAAAAUGUAACUGAUAAAUUAUUCAAGAUAGUCUCACAACCAUUAUAAAAUAGAAGAUAUAUAUAUUUGAUUCGUAGUCAGUGUCAUAAAAUAUUGAAAGUGUUGCAUUUUUGUACUCCUCCUAAAUAAGUAUUAGUAACGUGAUACGUGAUAAGAUAUUAAUUUUGUACUAUAAGGUCCUACAUGUUUUUGAGAAGAAAUAUAUAAAAUAAAACUCCGGAAACUAUAAAUACUGAAA